Saccostrea cuccullata (small rock oyster) is the source of this 5293-nucleotide messenger RNA. RefSeq lists its product as uncharacterized. NCBI's taxonomy places the organism in Eukaryota, Metazoa, Mollusca, Bivalvia, Ostreida, Ostreidae. The record is from RefSeq and is a predicted model, not a curated record. The transcript has 2 exons. Bases 533 to 5293 code for a protein of 1586 amino acids.
AUUUUAAAAUUAUUUUAGUGACGAACUUUUCGCUCCUCAAAAUAUAAUAUACUGGUUCAAGGUCCGAAAUUGUAAAUAUUUAGUCCGCAAAAGGGGGCAUAUUUCAUUUCGCUUUGCAGUAGAUCUUGAAAAAUGACCAAGGCUUCGUCACUAAUUUUCUCUAUAUAAGUCGUUCACGGUGUCUUGACCACAGGGCCACGUCACGCGCCGCAACACCGAAAAGUAUCGGCUAACACGGGUUUUAUUGGGCAUAAACAAUCAUUAACAUAACCGAUAUUUUGCGAUCAAUCAUUGCAAGAAUGAACAGCGCAUUCGUUGCAGGAUAGAGGGCUUUUUGGUGGUCAACGUUGCAAAAAAGCAUCUCCAAAAACGGUCAUGAUGAAAUUUCUGAUUCCCGGAUUUUCUUCGGAUUAGUCCGGAAAGUAGCAGACUUUUCCAGUGCCAAAUUAGAUGCAUCAGUGUUGAAAUUCCGUAGUUUAGAAUUUAAAUUAUUUCUUUUUUUCCAUGUGGAAGUAUUUUUCUUUUACAACAAAUGGCCAGUGAUUGUGGAGUCGUCAUUCCUUGUUCCAAAAAUUCCCGUGUUAAAAUUCUUGUUUAUUUAGCAUUUUUCGUGUUAACGAUUCUUUGUAUGACAAAAACUGUACAAGGAAAUCAUGUUCCGCAGCCAGUUCCGGGAACCAAUGCAAACAGAGGACGAAUUAUUAGACCGGAUGCUCUCUCAGCAUCCCAGCGCAGGCGUGGUUCGCAGCAACAGCAGCAGACAGUGUCACGUGGUACAAAUUCAAAUUCAAACAUUAGAAAUGGCAGGAGGUUUUCGAUGCAAAAUGCAAGAGCUUCCACUCAAAAAAGGAACCCCACUUCCCGUCGAACUGAACGACUGAGUACAACUAAUUCAAGAUCCAGAGGGGUAGGCAAUUCCAGGUUACCUUCCCGACAGGGCAGACGAAGGCUUAAUGUCCGGAGAAUUAGCAACCAAGUUUCCAGUAGAGGGCGUCUACAAUCUGGAAGUGACCCAAAUGGACGGGUACAACCUAUGCCGAACGCUGAUGCGAAUCGACAACUCAACGACCGAGGAAAUACUGAUUUGUUUCCAUCCUCAAUAAAUCAAUUUAUUAACAGACUUCGAGAGAGAAUUCCAAACAUAGGACUCGGGCUCGGUGUUCACAUCCAAGACCCGGAAGGUACAUCGAGGUCCGGAAGUGCAAAUUCUGGAUCAGCUUCAGGGAUGGGCUCAGUUAGGAAUGUAAUUGGCUCGUUGGGUGGCUUAUUUAACAGAGGACGUAAUUCUGCACCAUCUAUUCCAACCUCACAAUCCUCGUCCCAUUCUCGCUCAUCAAGUGGAGGAGACUUUUCUUUGGGUUCAAAUGUCAGAGGUCAAGUUUCAAUCACUGACCCGCCUGUCAAUGUUCCUUGGCAACGGCCAUCACCCCCAUCAAGUUCUCAACAAUCGCAAAUUCUCGUAUCAAAUCAGUCACCUGUACAAGGAUCAGCAGUCCCAGUCGUUCAAGACAAUCGUCGUCUGUUAAAUUCUGGCUUCAUACACGGACAACCAGUUAACAUUCAAGGUCAGGGAUCGCCACCAUUAUCCCUGAACACUAAUUUACAACAACAACAUUCCCCAAAUGUUGUCAACCCUAUUUCUCAGCCCGUUAUGCAACAACAGAAUAAUGUUCAACAACCUACCUUUGGAUUCCCGCAACGGCCGAUAGUUAAUCAACAACAAAUACCACCAACAUUUUCACUUUCUCUUCAACAGCAGCAGCGACAACUCCAACACCAACAAAUAACGAGAAAUCAAAAUACAUUUAAUCUCCAAGGGCAAGUACAACCUCAACAAGUAGCCAGUAUAAUGCAGCCCGUGCAGCAACCUCUGAUGCAAUCUUUGCCACAACAAUCAAGACCUGUAUCUUUAUUCGGGCAGGCACCGCAAACCAUUCAAAACGUCCAGCAACAACCAUUCCAACUUAGAGGCAGACAAAAUGUUUUCAUGCAGCAGCAAUCACAACCAACGUCAGGCUCUGGAUUUCAACAAAUGCAAAUGCCAAUUCUCCAAAAUCAACAAAGCAUUGGAGUUGGAAUGCCAGUUUUACCUACCCCUGCGCCAAUUAUGUCACAGGCAAUACAAACAAACGGUCAAACCAUUAUUAAUGGUGCUGGAAAUAUAUUCCAAGCACCGGCAGUACAAACGUCUUUCAAUGCUCAGCCCUCUCUAACACCAAUGUUAACAGGUCAACAAAAUGUUGGUGUUCAAGGUCAAUUUGUUAAUGUUCAGGGACAGAUACUUCAAUUACAGCCUGCAAGUCAAAAUACGUAUCAAAUUGUUAAUGGCCAGUUAGUUCCCGUUCAGCAAACUUUUCAGCUUGUUCCAACUGGUCAGACAAUGGCUCCACGACAGCAACCUGCACAAAUGCCCAUCCAACCUGGAUCUAUACAGAUGGCGGCCUUUGAAACAAAUACAGCAAGUGGCGUCAGAAAGACUCAAAAUCUUCAAGCCCCCACUAAAGUUCCAUUCUCUUUCGGACUCUUUUCAAGCUCAAGCAGUAAAAACGCAAAAAUAUCAAACUUAACGUCUCAAGCCAAACAAUUAGUGGAACAAAAUGCUCAGAUUGAGCUACAAAAUCAACUUCUGCAACAAAUGUUGAUAGAGCAAGUGUUGAAUGGUCAGGGACUUAACUCGACGGGAUUUUCACCAAAAUCUUCCAACUCUUCUACAUCUUCAGCUGCCAACACUGUAUCCAACAAAGCGAAAGUGCAGCCUGCUGCUGUGGCUUUUAAUUGGCGUGAAGGAACUGCUGUCACUCCUUCGAACUCAGGAAUAAGACGCGUCAUGCAUGGACAGGAAAAUCCAGGUGGUGUUAAGGUCAUCAGUCUUAGAGCAGCGAACACAAUUAGUCCAUUUAACAGAACUAAAGGAGGGAUCACCUUAGCGCCGCCUAUGAGUCAUGGCAUAAAAUCACCGACUGUAAAUGCAGCAAAACCGACUUUUGAUCCAGAAGUUCUUCCUCAAUAUCGAAAUUCCACAAACGACACUUUGCGAAGCAUGGAUCGUACCGACAGGCUUAAUACUACGGAUAUUCCUGAAGAGAUUGAAGUAAAUGGAAUGUCCCUGGAUAGUCCGGCGGAUCGAAACGGAGUGGGUACUCCUCAUCCACUUGAUAGUUAUGUCCAUGGCGUUCAUGGCCAUAACAAUAUGGGAACUCGUCCUGUAACUCCCGCAACUGUCUACGGAACCCGAAAGAGUGAAAAAUUAAGUAAACUUGGCCGAUCAGACCGAGUAAAUACAACGGAUGUGCCAGAAGAAAUAGAAGUGAAUGGACAGUCUUUGGAUAGUCCAGCGGAUCGAAACGGUAUGAAUAUAUACCACCCGAUGGAUUAUCUUGUACAUGGAGUUACACCUGGUCCUAAUCAAAGAGUUCAUGCAAUUCACCAGAAUGCCCAUAUGGGACAACCAGCUCCACCCGAGGAGCCGGAAGAGAGAAUAUACUCAGCAUCUGACCCUGGUUAUAUUGAUACCACGAUUGGUUUUGGUACCAAUGUAAUGGACUUGAAGCAUUUCCGCGAUCCAACGUUAUUUGAAGCUGUUUCGCACCAAGCAUACGAGUUAAUGAACCUUCUACAAUUUUCACUUUCACGAAUUCCAUCAAAAGUUCUACAUGGAGUCCAAUACUGGAUGCCUAAUAUUCCUUAUAAUGUGUUCCGUUCCAUUAAAAACUCUGCACCUUCGUUCUAUCAAGGUUUUAAGGAAACUGUUGGUAGUAUACCUACUUCAGUUGUACGUGGUAUUUUAAAUCUCGUUGAUAUCAUCAGGUUUUCGUCCGCCAAAACAAAUAAACCUGUGAAAAACGUUGCAGCGAAAAUUGCCCAAGUUUUACAUGAUUCUUUUACGUCACCGAAGCCUCCAACUACCCCGAAUCUCUAUGAUUUCCGAAUUUUUGAUAUGAUUCAGCUGACCACUACCCAAGCGCUACCGGCAACUACAGACUCUCCAGUGCGGCAUUCUGCAAAAACAUUAGCAAAGCUCAUGAAUUUGGUAAAGCUUCUUAUUCACGAACCAUCCACCACUACAACAACGACUAACGCCCCACCUUCUACAAUGGCUACAGAAGCUUUGAACGUUAUCAAAACCAAUGGUACACAAACCGUGAAGCAAAAUACGACCUCUGAUAAGAGCAAGAUAAAUACGCAAGUGUCCAUAAAAGCUGUUUCCGGACAAGUAGCAAAGAGCAGUAGUGUGUCAGUGUCUGUGGAAAAAGUAACACCAAAGCCGAAAUUAUCACCAAUAACGAAAAACAUUAUAAGGCGAUUACCCCCUACUCCAGCUCCAAGGAGACAGAAUGAUGCUAAACUAGGUAGACAAAGGCAGCAGCAGAGACCAAAGACAAAGGAAAAACAACAAAGAGUUGAGAAACAAUUACAAAAUCAGCCACGUUCUCCGAAACCUAUACAGAACAGUCCUGAAAAAGCCAGGAGUUAUCCUACGAUACAGCGCCAAAAUAGAAUAGAAAACAAUAGACAGGUGCAGAUAAACUUCUCAAGGCAAAGUCCACCAAAACAAGCACCUCAGCACCAGAAAAAGGUAAAACAAUCUUCCACGAUAACAACACAUGGUGUAUUCGAAAUACAGAACAAAGUACCUUCAUCAUCCAAGAAAUCAAAAUUAGAUUUGAUGGGAGUCCAUGUGAAAUCAUCGAAACCUAAAAUAACCACAGAUUUGCCAACGCAAUUACCUCCUAAGACAAUCCCACCUGUUCAUUCCCUGCCUACCCAAGUUCCUCCGGAUGUCUACCCCAUUGAUAGUAACAAAGGGUUCCGACACGAAAGGAUAGCAACGCCUCCGGUAUAUCAUCACCAGCCUAUUCCAACUCAGCCUUAUAUGAACAGAAGGCCACAACCUUCACAACGGCAAUAUCCAACCAUGCCUCGCUAUCAACAGCCGAUCACAACCACUCCACCGAAUGUAAUGUCAUCAGCACCGCCUUCUUUUUAUAACCACUAUGAACAACCACAACAACAACAUCAGCAGCAAAUAUAUCAACAACCGCAGCAACACCAACAACAAAUGUAUCAACAGCCGCAGCAACAGCCAAAUUCCCCUGAUUAUCUAAACAACUUUUUUGGAGAUGGCCCCACACAGCCUUCGCCAACCGAAGCGUUUGGUAAUGCUUUUGGAUACAAUGCGCAGUCGCAGAACUUUGUGCGCGAACCAAUCGAAAAUACGAUACAAUAUAAGGAAUUUAGCAAUGCAAAUAGAAAAGGCUUUCGUAUCUCAGAAGUGUUUGGAAGGAAAAAGUGA